AUGGACAGAAGAAAUCUGACAGUGCUUAAGGAGUUCAUUCUCACUGGCAUCGAAGGACACCCUGAACUUCGGGUCCCUUUCUUUGGGCUGUUCCUCAUCAUCUACAUAACCUCAGUGGUGGGCAAUUUGGGCAUGAUCAUCCUCACCAAAGUGGACAACAGACUGCAAACACCCAUGUACUUUUUUCUCAGACAUCUGGCUUUCAUUGAUCUUGGUUACUCAACUGCUGUAGGACCCAAAAUGUUAACAAAUCUUAUCACUAAUCAAAAUACAAUUCCCUACCACUGGUGUGCCACACAGCUAGCGUUCUUCAUCAUGUUCAUCAUCAGUGAGCUUUUCAUCCUGUCAGCCAUGGCCUAUGACCGCUACGUGGCCAUUUGCAACCCUCUCCUCUAUACAGUGAUCAUGUCACACAAGGCAUGCUGGGCCCUAGUGACAAUCCCUUAUUUUUACAGUGCCUUUCUUUCUCUGAUAACAACCAUAAAAAUUUUCCUUUCAUCCUUUUGUGGUAAUAAUGUCAUUAGCCAUUUCUACUGUGACAGUCUUCCCUUGUUGAAUUUGAUUUGCUCAAGCACACAAGAAAUUGAGUGGAUAGUUCUGAUUUUUUCAGCAUUUAAUUUGGUUUCCUCACUUCUGACAGUUCUUGUUUCUUACAUUCGGAUCCUUGUGGCCAUCCUCAGCAUGAAUGCAGCCGAUGGGAGACAAAAGGCCUUCUCCACAUGUGGAUCUCAUCUGACCGUGGUGGUCAUAUUGUAUGGGACCUUGUUCUUUAUGUACGUGCAGCCCAAAUCCAGCCAUUCCUUUGAGACUGAUCAAUUGGCCUCUGUAUUUUACACCCUGGUCAUUCCCAUGCUGAAUCCCUUGAUCUACAGUUUGAGGAACAAAGAGGUAAAAAGUGCCCUCAGAAAAUCUGGAUGGAUUAUAUAUAGCAAUUAUACAUAG
Cavia porcellus (domestic guinea pig) is the source of this 942-nucleotide messenger RNA. RefSeq names its product olfactory receptor 8K3-like. Lineage: Eukaryota; Metazoa; Chordata; Mammalia; Rodentia; Caviidae. The coding region runs from base 1 to 942 and encodes 313 amino acids. Gene Ontology annotation, biological process: G protein-coupled receptor signaling pathway; sensory perception of smell. The record is from RefSeq and is a predicted model, not a curated record. Gene Ontology annotation, molecular function: olfactory receptor activity; G protein-coupled receptor activity; odorant binding. Gene Ontology annotation, cellular component: membrane. The transcript is spliced from 2 exons.